AUGCCGCAUAAUAACAACAGAGACUAUACCGUAGGAUGGAUCUGUGCCCUUCCGAUCGAGCUCGUCGCGGCCGAGGCAAUGCUGGACGAACGAUACAAAGAUGACAGCAGCGGCCAGUACACGCUCGGCCGCAUCGGCCACCACAAAGUCGUCAUGGCGUGUCUCCCGGCAGGCUUGAUAGGCACCAACGCAGCCGCCACCGUCGCCACCAAGAUGGUCUUCAACUUCCCGUCCAUUCGCUUCGGCCUCAUGGUGGGCAUCGGCGGCGGAGUUCCAAGCGAAGCCUCUGAUAUCCGACUUGGAGAUGUCGUCGUCAGUCAGCCGCAGAACGGCAACGGCGGGGUUGUUCAGUAUGACUUUGGAAAAGCGCGGCCGGGGGAGUUUGAGACGACUGGCUUUCUCAACGCACCGCCGAUUGCGCUGCUGGAUGCUCUUUCGGUUCUGAAAACUAGGCAUCUCCUUGGAAAGAGCCGCUUGGGGGAAUAUAUAGGUGCGGCCACUCAUCGACUUCAGUUCGCUCUUGAGACCACGAGAACCGAUAUGCUGUUCGAGUCAAAUUAUGAACAUAAUGGAGGCUCAACAUGUAGAAGCUGCAGUAAAGAACGACUUGUCAAUAGGAGGCCACGACGUCAAGGCCCUGCAGUCCAUUAUGGCACCAUAGCCUCUGGAAAUCAGGUGAUAAGGGAUGGCAGAAUUAGAGACAGCCUGAGCUCCAAGCUGGGGGGCGUCCUUUGCUUCGAGAUGGAGGCCGCAGGCCUCAUGAAUAAUUUCCCCUCUCUCGUCAUUCGAGGUAUUUGCGACUAUGCGGAUUCGCACAAGAACAAGGCGUGGCAGCCUUACGCGGCAAUCACUGCGGCAGCAUAUGCCAAGGAGGUCUUGACGGUCAUACAUGGAAAUCAAAUAGCGACGACAGAGGUCGCCGAUGAUGCUAUCAAAGCCGUAUGA
Trichoderma reesei QM6a is the source of this 945-nucleotide messenger RNA. RefSeq lists its product as uncharacterized. Lineage: Eukaryota; Fungi; Ascomycota; Sordariomycetes; Hypocreales; Hypocreaceae. Gene Ontology annotation, molecular function: catalytic activity. Gene Ontology annotation, biological process: nucleoside metabolic process. The transcript has a single exon. The record is from RefSeq and is a predicted model, not a curated record. Bases 1 to 945 code for a protein of 314 amino acids.